AUGACGUGCUUUCUCCGCACGAAGGACGCAGGCAAAGGAACCCGCCUGCCGCAGUUAAGGCACAUGGAGUGCCUGCUGAUGUCACCUACACGUCGCACCGGAAAGAAACCCCCCGUGUGGCAAUGGGAUUACAGCGCAAACACUGUCGCUGCGGUCCCUGGAGGUCCAGUCACCGGCAAGGUCCAAGUCCAAUCUCACUACACGAGCCCAGACCCGGUCGAAGUUGUUACGGCAGCGGUGGGCGCACUGCGCGUCGGCACACCUGCUGCUGUGGCAUGUGGGCACCUCAUGAGCGACGCGUGA
Volvox carteri f. nagariensis is the source of this 303-nucleotide messenger RNA. RefSeq lists its product as uncharacterized. The coding region runs from base 1 to 303 and encodes 100 amino acids. The record is from RefSeq and is a predicted model, not a curated record. Lineage: Eukaryota; Viridiplantae; Chlorophyta; Chlorophyceae; Chlamydomonadales; Volvocaceae. The transcript is spliced from 2 exons.